AUGGCGGCGAACGGGCCCGGGAUGGCCAGUCUUACAUUCACAAGCCUCAUAGUUUGUGUCGUCUUACUGGGACAAGGAUCCCCUGAGAAGACGGGAGGCGGCAAAGCGGAACAGAGAGACACCAUUCUUCAGGAAAUAUUUUCAAAAUGGAGUAGGCCUACAGGAAGUGGCUGGAAUCCUCAGAAAGCUCGUCCGGAACCACAGUCGGACCAGUCGGUGCCUCCUUGGGUGAGGAAUAUCAUGGGGAGCCUCAAAACACUUCUUCCAAGCAAGAACCUGCCUUCUUUAAACACGCCGAUUGACAGGCAGCGUCUCUCCGGCUUCCUCUACAACAUCUCUCUGUACCUCCAAGAGAUGGGUUCUGAGCUGGAGGAGGCGCCGGCGGGCGAGGAGCAGCUGUGGGAGAAGCUGCUGUAUUACGUCCUCCAGUUUGAAGGCAGCGCUCUGAACCAGUGGAACGGCCGGGUCCCGCCCCGACCCAGCGUCGGAGUGCAGGACUGGUUCUUGUCCCUGAGGGGCAGCCCUCACUGGGACUGGCUUCUGGGGCUGCUGCAGAGUCUGAUCGGCCUGUCGGAGCGUCAGUCCCUCGGGCCUCUCGUGACUUUCUUAUCUCAGAACUGGAGGACGGUGAGCGCGGUGUUCGAAGCCGCGCUCCAGGCUCUGCUCAGUGGGACCUAUGGUCAGGCCAGCGCAGGCCUGCAGGGCUUCAUCUGUGCUCUGAAGGGUCGUAGCGACUGUGCCUUCAGUGUGAACUGGCUUCAGCAGCUGCUGCGGUUCCUCGAAACACGCAGCUGGAAGCCGGUCGUGAGUUUACACCCAACCGGGGAAGGGGUUGAACACAGUCGGAGCUCGAGUGCAUUUGGUCGUCCAAGGCCCUUCAGCUUGCCCCCUCAGGCCAGGAGGCAGGACGGGUUGUCUGUGAAUGCGUCGAUGACCGCUGAGGAUGACCAAGACUCCAUGCAGAGCUUCCUGCUGCAGGCGUUAUCACGCUCGGGGGGAGCGGAGCGAGGUGGCCACUUGGCACAGAAUAAUGUGGCUCUGGUGCAGAGUUUGGACGGGUUGAGGAGGGGCCUCCUGCACAGGGUGGGUAGUUCUGUCUACGGUAACCUGAGGAAGAAAGUCUCACGGGUUACCAUGGCGCUGCUUGAGGAUGUCGGCAGCCUGGUGGAUGUACCACAGCCCAAUGCUCGCAGCCGGUGCUCAGUCGGUGACCUUAGACAACUGAUCUUAUGGGGGAUAAGACACAAUGUGACGUGGAACACUCAGGCUCUGGGCUCUCAGGGUCUCCCGAGCUCCCUUCCAUUCCUCUCCUGCCCCCCCACUGAAGCAGAUGGCCUCCGAUCACGACCAACACCGGCCCAAUCAUCUCCAGAACAAGACUCCUCUGCAGGAACAAGCUCCAAACAAAAACACAUUAAUGACCCCUCGACUAAACCUCAUUCCUCCCAGCGGAACCAGCCACCGGCAUUCAGAACGAGAGAGAGCUACAACCAGAGAGAGAUUGAGUACUCCGCCUCGAUAGAAAUCCUGGAGGCGGCGUGUAAUGAAUCCAUCCCAGGCUUGUCGGGCGUCUCCAACUUCACCGUGUUCCUCUACUGUAAACUGUUUGAAGGGGAGAAUGGGUCACUUAAUCCUGCCGAGGCCCGGCUGGGGCUCGACCUGCACGCCACGUGCUCUGAUGCAGCCUGGUACCUGUCUGCUGCUGAGGAGGACUUCCUCUGGGUUCACGUCUGCAGCGGGUUCUUCGCCCAUGAAUUCAACAACACAGUCUGUGCCAACUCCUCUUUCUGGCUGCAGAGAGCACAACAGGCUGCAGUGGCAAAGGACUACCAUUUGUUUAACGUGACUCGUAUAGACGACCUGUGUGUGCAGCUGAGAGGUGAGGCAAUAGAAAGUCCGGUACUCGAUGACAACUGUGUGGCCCAGUUGGGCAACAGGUUGCUCAGUGCCGAGGCGUUCAGGCACUGCUUCCUGCCCAACAACUCCGUCCUGAUCUCAGCGGUGUGCGGGUCACAGUCCCCCGACUCCCACCACACCUUGCCGGAGGGCAGCUGGGCCGCAGCGUACUGCUCCAAAAUCCACAACGUCUCCCUUGCUGACAGCGUCGAGGAGGCGUGUCAGUACAGGGCGUGGGAAGUGCGUCACUUCACCAACUCCACCCUCCUGGAGCUCUGUGAGCAGACGCAUGGGUUGAGGGAGUACAUGUGUCUAAAUGCCUCACUCUUCAAUCAGCUGUUAAGAGCAAUGCCUCAGUUCGCUGAUAUCUGUGCCGAUCUGCAGGCGGAACUGGAGGGCAGGAAGUGCCUCCUGCAGAGGUUUUUCGACAUGCUCCCGGCGCCCUACGAGUUUGACACGUCGCAGCUGUGUGUGGACCCGGUUCCGCUGCUGGUGGAAGCUCUGCACAAGCUGAGUGUGUGUGAGGUUGAGGGAGGGGAGCGUGAGUUUUUUUUAGUGGCGCUGGGAUAUGUGUUGCGAGUCCUGGACUUCAUGGUCGGCCUCUCUUCGGGUCUGGACGAGGGGGAAAGAGAGGCCAGACAAGGUUUGAGUCAGGCCAUCCUCCUCUCCAGUCUCCUUGACAACACCUCCUGGGCCACACUGCAACCAGAAGCCUCCAUGAGUGUGCUGCACACCGUGGGAGUCUUUCUCCGCAGAGAGCAGAACGCCAGUCUAAAAGAGGAUCUACUGAGCUGCUUUAGUCCCGUCUUGUGGGACCUCAUCCAGCAGGACGACAACUCGUCUGCUUUGAGGUUUCUGCUGCAGGAGUACCUCCAGAUGCCAAGGGACAGAAUUCGCACUCUGGUGAUGUCUGCUGAAAAAGAUGCUGUGAAGAGAUUUCUCUCUCAUAUGCAUCAAACUUGGGACCAGCUACAAGUUGAAACCGGACAGGUGUCUCAAAAAGAGUUGCAGGCCAUGGAAACAAUGACUGCUGCUUUCAUCCAUAAGUUCCCCCGGGUGACCCCAGAGUUGUUUGUGGACCUGUCUCAGUUCAUCCCCUUCAUGUCUGUCUCUGACAUCAUGAGCUUCCCAGCCUCCCUGAUAGUCAACGACAGCGUGUUGACGGCCAUUCGUGACCACAGCUCCGAGAUGAAGUCACUGCAGAAAAAGGCCUUUGUAAAAAGACUCCUGCAGUCGAGUGCGGUGGGCGAUGUCCCUACAUGGCCACCAUACUUUCUCAGUUCCAUCCUCCCGCUUCUGCCUUACCUGCCAGUCAGUCAUUUUCAGCAACUGACAUCACAACAGCUUACUCCUCUGGUAGAGUUGCUAGGCAACAGCAGUCUGGAUGGUGUAAGGGGGCGCCAUGUGCUCCGGACCCUCUUCAGCAAGAAGAAUAAUCUGACCAGUGAUAACAUACCGAGGUUAGGUGUCCUUGCAUGUUACCUGGAUCCCAUGGAACUGGCUUCAUUUCUUCAGGACUCAGCCGUGUCCUCGGCUCUUUGGCAGCAGCUGACUCGGUGCAUGUCAAAGGGGUUGAUAACUACCAGUGGGAGGCUGUCCUCUUGGUUGAUACCAGCCGCUGAGACCCUGAACGUCAGCAGCAUGGCUCCCUCGGAGCUGUCUGCCUUCAGCGGUCUGGUACCUCACUUAGGAGCGUCCCUCCUGCUGUCGCUGCCCUCGCAGCUGCUCUUGGAAAUCCUCUCACAACCAGGAGUACACAGAUAUUCUCCAGCACAGGCUUUUCAAAUGUUAUCCAAGAUUUCGAAGGACACCCCCCUCACCGUGGAUAAACUGUGCAGACUGAAGCCGUUACUGUCUGGUCUCUCUCCUGCUGUGCUCAAAGAUCUCCACUGGCCUGAGAUCAGCGGCGCUGCCCACUGCCAGUGCUGGAGGAUGCUGCUCACUGAGCUUAAGCCCGGGCACAGAGCCAUGCUGUACAAUGCAAUGCAGGAGGCUCUGCACGGAUACUCUCAGGACAUCCCUCAGCAGGCUCUCUGUCUUUUACCGUUCGUCCCUCUGAGGAAGCUGACAGAAACCCUAAAUGGAGAAACAAUCCUGAGAGACGUCGGCCUGUACAGAGACAUACGCUGGUCGCCACAGCAGGCUCAGCUUUUGUUCAAAAAGAUCCACACAUUAAAAAACAUUACCAGCAAGAUGGUGAGGGAGCUGGGUCAUAUUGCCGGUGGAAUGAGUUGUGACUUUCUGAGGCUUUGGAGCAACGAUACAGAUUCUCUGGAGCUGCUUCAGUUUGUGAGUGAGCUGCCCGGAGGCAUGAGACCUGCUCUGCGAAAGUGUUUCGUCGAGGAAUUGAGGGAACAACCUAAAAUCAACCUCAGCGCUUUAAGCUCUGGGUUUGCUGCAACCAUACCCGUGACAAUGAUGGAGGACCUCUCCAAUGCAUCCUUCAGGGCCAUUCUGGACCACGUUCAAGCACACUUUGCUGAUUUCCUGAGAAUGCCGCAUUACAAGCAGACGAAUUUAGCUGAGAAGGCAGCAACUGAGCUGGGCUCCUAUCAGGCUGAGGGGGAGAUCGAUGGCACCACCCUGGACGCCCUGGGGCCUUUACUGCCUUUCCUGGACCGGGACAGUUUGGCUCUGGUGGACAGACGAGCACUGGCUCUGCGGCUGGAGGAGAUGAGAAGUUUCUGCCUUCCUAAAGAGGCUCUGGGAGAUAUUAGUGCGCUGCUCACUCAAAAAGACCUGCUCGGGGAUCCAUCCAAAUGGCAAAUUGGGGAUGUGGAGCAUUUGGGCAGGCUGGUGUUCUCUCUCUCAACAACGCAGAUCAACUCCAUCCCACUGACGGUGCUGGAUAAAGACACAGUGGAGCAGGUCCUGGUGGGUCAACGGCGCUGGGAGGACAGUGCGGUGGGUGCAGUCUGUGCGACUCAGUGCAUGGACCAGCCUCUUCAGAGACGGCUGACUCAGAGUCUCAUUCGAGGGAUUGUCAAAGCACGGGGCAUCGGAUCAAAAGUGCCAGUUCCAAGCUGCGCAGACAUCAGAGGGACGUUUCCAUCAGCGUGGACAUCCACUCAGCUCAGCCGGAUGUCACAGGAGGAUCUGAAACAGUGUGUGGAGGUUUUCGCGCAGGACGCUUCAAUGAGCUCCGAGCAGCGCCGAGCCCUGUGGCUGAAACUCAGGAAGUCCUUCAGUCCGGUGAGAGACCUGAGAGCGGAUCAGGUUCUGGCUCUGGGCGCCGUGGCGACCGAGAUGGGAGAAAGAGACCUGCAGGACGCCGGUCUCACUGAUCUGGGUGUGUUGGCACAUCUGGGGACACUGACAGACUGGAGCCCUAAAAAGAUGAGAAUGGUGGUUUUAGGUACAAUGCGGAAACGCAAACUGAAAGUGGAGCAGUUGGCAGCUGUUGAUCUGGCGACAUUUGGCCACCUGAUGUGUGGUUUCUAUCCCUCAGAAAUCAAAAGACUGAGCCCCUACAAUCUCAGUGUGGCUGUGCUGUUCCUACGGGAGACGUCCCUGCCGUGCACAGAGCAGCAGAUGGAGGAGCUGACAAGCCGUUUGUCCAGACCCGAGGCCUUUGGUCCAGUCAGUGCUUGGGGACCAGAAGUUUUCACCGAAAUUGGGACCCUGGCAGUGGGCUUGGAGGACAUGGUGCUAUCAGCUCUGGUACAGGAGCAAGUGGAGGGAAUCACCCCGGAAGCCAUUGCGCUGAUGUCACCAAAAAAGAUGGCAGUGGUGUUCAGUGCGGUCCAGAUGUCGUGGCUGAGUGCGGAGCAGGCGUGGGCCGUCUCCGAGGAGCAGUGGGCGAAGCUGGACACGGAGCAAAGGCACGCGGUCGGACUCGCCCGGUACGAGGGAGACGUCCUGCUGGAGCUGAGAGGGAGGAACUCGGCUCCAGCAGCAGGCAGCUUUACUUCCUCCUGCCUGGCUCUGGGCCUCUUGCUGUGGAAACUCAUUUAACAAACUGGAACCAAUGUCAUUGUCCCUCGACCUCCCUUGGCAUCAGCAUAUUUGUACUUCAAAUAAAUAUUUUGAACUCU
Pseudoliparis swirei is the source of this 5930-nucleotide messenger RNA. RefSeq names its product stereocilin. The coding region runs from base 1 to 5850 and encodes 1949 amino acids. Gene Ontology annotation, cellular component: stereocilium tip; cell surface; kinocilium. The record is from RefSeq and is a predicted model, not a curated record. Gene Ontology annotation, biological process: cell-matrix adhesion. Lineage: Eukaryota; Metazoa; Chordata; Actinopteri; Perciformes; Liparidae. The transcript has 29 exons.